AUGGCGGUCGUCUCCGAGCCUUCCAACCUCGAGAACGGUCACGACUCUGACGAGAAGCCUCAGCUCACCGUACAGGAUACCAACGGCUACAUUGCGGAUGCCAGCGCCGACAAUCGUGGCAACCUCAAGACGGCCAAGGACGGCCACACGGUGCUCAUCCCGCAGCCCUCAGACGACCCGAACGACCCGCUGAACUGGGGCACUGUCAAGAAACAUGUCGUUCUCCUCACCGUCAGUCUUGCGGCCUCCCUCCCCGACUUUGGAAGUGCUGUCGGCGCCGUGACGUUGCUUCCGCAGGCAGCGCAGUGGAACAUGAGCCCGGACACCGUCAACCACUCGCAGGCCGGCAACGUCUUUAUGCUCGGCGUCGGCGGCAUCGCCACCGUCAUCUUGUCCGCCUGGGCGGGCCGGCUCCCCGUGCUGUUCUGGUUUGUCGUCAUGGCGACUGCGACGGCAGCGUGGUGCGCCGCGGCGACAACGUUUGAGUCCUUCAUGGCCGCGCGCAUCCUCAACGGCUUCUUCGCCACGGUGGCCCAGGCGGGCGGCAUGAUGUUCAUCUUUGACAUGUUCUUCUUCCACGAGCGUGCCAGGAAGAUCAACAUCUGGGUCGCCUUUGUCAUCUUGUCUCCGUACCUGGGUCCGCUGAUCGCGGCUUUCAUCAUUUCAACUGAGCCCUGGCCGGUCGCGUUCUGGGUGUACUUUGCCAUAUGCGCCAUCGCCCUCAUCUCGACUGCCCUCUUCGUCUCCGAGACGUACUACGACCGCCGCAUCCCCAUCGCCGACCAACCCCCGCCCGCCUCGCGCAUCGCCCAGGUCGUCGGCAUCGCGCAGUACCGCACCCGGCACCAGCGCACCACCAUCACCGAGGCUCUCAAGCGCUCGGCCCUGACCAUCACCCGGCCCACCAUGAUCCUGUGCUGCCUGUACGCGAUGCUCACCUUCGCCUGGGUCAUCGGGAUCAACACCACGCUCUCCGUCUUCCUCACCCCGCUCUACGGCUUCGGUUUCCGGCAGAUCGGCUUCUUCUACUUCGCGCCCAUCGUAGCCGCGAUCCUGGGCGAGAUCGUGGGCCACUGGCUGCACGACGCGAUCGCGGGGUGGUACAUCAAGAAGCAUGAUGGGCACUUUGAGCCCGAGGUGCGUCUGAUGGCGGUCUUUUUCAGCACGCCAUUCAUGGUCGCGGGUCUCGUAGGGUUGGGGUUCGCACUGGAGGAGGGGUAUCACUACAUGGUCACCGCCGUGUGCUGGGGGCUGUACGUGUUUGGCAUCAUGAUCACGACGGUCGGGCUGAACGCGUAUAACCUUGACUGCUACCCGAAUGCUAGUGGCGAGGUGGCUGCGUGGCUGAACAUGUCCAGAGUUGGCGCCGGCUUCAUCAUCAGCUACUUCCAGAUCACCUGGGCCCAGGUGCAGGGCACCAAGAUCAGCUUCGGGAUCCAGGGCGCCAUCGUCGCCGCGUCCUUCCUCAUCAUCCUCGUCGUGCUCAUCUACGGCAAGCGCAUCAGACAGAAGGCCGGACCGCUCAAGUUCUCGACGGUCUAAGGGCAGAAGGAUGGCUUGUGUGCAUCUCUAACGGGGAAGUGUAUGCUUGGUGGAGCGGUUCCUAAGUACUUAGCUUUCCAAUGCCACAUGCGAAGCGGGAGAUCGCGGUUUUGAUUUGAACCCAGCGCAGUAAUCAGAGAGGGCCUCCAGCAAACAGCGUCAAGUAUCUGCCAGAGAGCUGUGGAUUCAGUCGUCUAUUAAGUAUUUUGGUUCGAUGGCAAAGCACUGGACAUAAUGUAUGUGCACAUGCAGCGUGGUCGGACGCCUUUCCUCCUAACGUGCACACCUGUUCGUGUUAAUGCUAAGAGAUGAGCA
This is a messenger RNA of Microdochium trichocladiopsis, 1857 nucleotides long. RefSeq names its product major facilitator superfamily domain-containing protein. The coding region runs from base 1 to 1542 and encodes 513 amino acids. NCBI's taxonomy places the organism in Eukaryota, Fungi, Ascomycota, Sordariomycetes, Xylariales, Microdochiaceae. The record is from RefSeq and is a predicted model, not a curated record. Gene Ontology annotation, biological process: transmembrane transport. The transcript is spliced from 4 exons. Gene Ontology annotation, molecular function: transmembrane transporter activity.